GUUCCAGAAGACGGCUCUGGCGCGUCACGGGGAGGGCGUGACAUCACGGCUCCAGCGGCGCCACUGGGGAUCCACCUCGGCGAGGCCUGUGAGCUCGGCGCCGCUGCGCCUCCAGCGCCAAGGGGCUGUGGAGCGCAUCUCGGGGCCUUCGAGGGAGAGCCGCCGGGGGAAGCGCCAGAACAUCUUCGGGGCUUUCGAGCGUCGGGCCCUGUCGGGCCAGCAUUCCAUUCUCGAACGUCACUCGAUUACGGCACCCACGGAGGGCCUAUACACAGCCUGGUGGGAGGAGCUCCAGGAUUUUGCGGAUAUGAACGGCUACACCUUGGACAGCGUGAAGAAUGCCGACAUUGCGCUGGUGGACUUCGCGGACUACUUGUUUCUCGAAGGGUUCGAGCGGCCCGACCUCAUGAAGAUGUACGCCGCGGCCGCCUGGUACCUGGCCGGCCUGUCGCCCAUCGGGAAGUUGCGUUUCCCGCGGUUCUCCCGCGCAGCCCGGGGGCUAGGCCUGCUGGCGCCAGCGCAGACCGUGCCGCCAGUCCCCUUCGAGGUGGUGUGCUGGAUCGCUUGGCGCAUAUACCACCGCCUCCAGGACUGGACCAUCCCACUCUGCCUGCUGACCAUGUUCGUCUGCUACUUCAGGCCCGUGGACGUCCACAGCUUGAGGGAGGAGGACCUGGUGCCGCCCGGAGGCUCGAGCAGCCACUGGGUGCUCAACGUGCACCCCGCGCGCCGCGGGGAGACGUCAAAGGUGGGGGUGUCCGACGAGGCGCUGCUCCUCGACUCUCCCUACCUCCCAGGACUGGGCCCAGCGCUGCAUCGGCGACGUCGCGGCCAACGGCUGACAAAGUUGUUCGAUGUCAGCGAGAGGGAGCUCAGCCUUCAGUGGGGCCGCUCGCAGGAGCAGCUCGGGCUGCUUCCAUCCCAGCGGUAUCGCCUGUACCAGAUCCGUCACGCGGGGCCGUCCCACGACGUCCUCACGGGGGUCCGCACGCUCCUCGACGUCAAGCGCCGGGGGAGGUGGAGCUCGGACGCGACCGUCAAGCGGUGCGAGGCGGCGGGGGUGGUGCAGCAGGAGUGGGCCAAGCUGUCGACGGCACAACAGGCCGCCGCGACUCGCGCGGCAGAGUGGAUCAGGUCUCAGGAGCUGUACUGCGGCACGCACGGGAUCCUCGACAGCGCGGGCCGCCAGGGCAUCGGGGGCGUCGGCUGGGACACGGCCAUCAGCUCAAAGGCCGACCUCUCGAGUGCGGCAGUCAUCCAGAGCAUCGCCCGCGACUUCAAAGCGGCCGAGAAUCGUUUCGGGCUGAGCGGGGUGUUCGCA
Molecule: messenger RNA, 1321 nt
Organism: Prorocentrum cordatum
Lineage: Eukaryota; Dinophyceae; Prorocentrales; Prorocentraceae
Source: the annotation of a GenBank genome assembly